Molecule: messenger RNA, 9238 nt
Organism: Cynoglossus semilaevis (tongue sole)
Lineage: Eukaryota; Metazoa; Chordata; Actinopteri; Pleuronectiformes; Cynoglossidae
Product: bromo adjacent homology domain-containing 1 protein
Biological process (GO): negative regulation of DNA-templated transcription; heterochromatin formation
Cellular component (GO): chromatin silencing complex
Molecular function (GO): transcription cis-regulatory region binding; chromatin binding
Source: RefSeq, a predicted model, not a curated record
CUUUUUUUUUUUUAAAUGGAAUGAUCAAUAACUACAUACAUAGACGAUUUUGAUAUAAAUUGUUUUUGAAUAUAAAUUGCGGGGCCAGACGAACUACUAAGAAAGAGCGACUUAAGAGUUCUUCUUGUGUUAUAUUGUGUGUGAAUAUGAAUUUUCUGAACAUGCUGAACGUACAAAGGCACUCCUACUGCAUAUUCUGUCAGUGCCUUAUUUCUGCUGUAUAAAAUGUCCAUUAUUAGAAUCCAUUAUGAUCCUCGUACGGGCUUCCUGCUCAUUACACCUGCCACACAGGUGCACUCUUGAGUACUUUGUAUAUUACACCCAAAAUAUAGGUUUUGGGAGGUAUACUUAGCUGUAUUAAGCCAGUGUUUCAUGUUAUGUAAUAAAAGAUCAGCUUCCGGAAAAAGUAAACACUAUUGAUUAUUUGACACCCCAUGACGCUCCGAUCAGUGCAGAUGCUUUUAGCACAAGGCUCAGGCCUUUCUUCUGUAAGGUUUGAAUUGAUUUAACAAAAGUGUACUCAACUCUUCUGCUUGUAAGAGCUUGUAACUCCACUUGUUUUUUCUUCUGUCUCCCUCUUUCCCUGUUGAGGACUGUUAGGAUAUAUUUAACUGAACUCACAGAAGCAAAAACAAGUUAUUCACGUGCAUACAUUAUGUAAAAUAUAAAUCACAAUACAUCAAGGGGAUGUAUUGUGAUUUAUAAACAGCUAAACACGUCAUAGUUAAUAAUGGAAAUUGUAAUGAAUCUGAUAUUUCUUAUUAUUUGUAGUUGAGAAAAUAGUACUUUGUGUCCAAAUGAAGCACUAAAGGUUGUGCUGUUUAUACAUAUUUUGUAUGCAUUUUAGCUAAAUUAUGGCUACCUGUUACUUGUAACCUUUAGUUGUCUUAAGGCCUAAUUGUAGUUGUUUAAAAUGUCUAUUUGAAACCUCUGGCCCUGAGGUUGUGUUUGUGCAGUGGAAUCAUAGCUGAGCAUUUAUCACACGAGACAUUUUUAUUGUCUUAUCUUUCCUCUCAUCUUUCCCCUGUCUCUCUCUCUCUCUCUCGUGUGGACUAGAACUGAGCAUUUACCACACAUUAUGUUUUAUGCACAAACCCUUGUCAUUUGACUUCCAAAAAUUAUUUGUUUAAAAUAACUUGUCUAACAAAGUAGUGCCCUCACACUCUGGCGAAACGUUUGGACCAAGGCAAGAAACAAUGGAAACGUGGCGUUCUGGGAUGUGAGGGCAGUAAAGAAUUUCAGCCAUUUACUGUAAAGUUAUUGCUAUUGUGAAGAUUGCUUGUUCGGCUAAAGAAAACACCUUUUAGAAUGUUUGUGUGGCACCAGGUUUUUAAAGCUCUACACUGUUGAAUAUAUGACUUUAAUGUGCUUUGAUGUUUUCAUGUGGAUAUAUAAUUGUGUUGUGGUGCCUGCGCAGCCUAUUUAUAGAUCAGGUUCAUACUGCAGUCAACGUACAGCCUCUUGUAAUACGUAUAGUGCUCCAGGACACAUUGGCCCUUCAAAGACAUCGUUUUACAACAAGUCUGGGCAGUGUCAAUGAUGCUCAACUGCCUCAGGACACAAAUGAAACAUGUUUGAUUUUACAUGUUUUGCUUUCCCCGAUGUUCUCGGAUGCAUCGUUGUCGUUGUCCAAUCAGUGAAGAAAUCACCCGCCAGAUACAAAGCCUUGUGGAGAAGCAUGUGAUGACUCAAGCAAGGCAGAAGUUUUCCCUAAGGCACAGCAGCAGUGACACUGACUGGUGGGACAGUGGUCCUCUAUGGCCACAUGGUGGCACUAUGGACGGUUCCUGGACUGAACGCUCACUACGAUUUGGCAGAACAAAGAAGAUUGCUGAGAUAAUGAAACAAUGGAAAGAGAAGAAGAUUGCUCACAAGAAAGAGAGAAUAGACAAAGUUGACCAGAACAGAAAACUUGACCGAAGGCGGGUCAAGAAAUGGGACAGGAAGCUGUAUCCCUUGAGGGGGCGGAUAGGGGGUUCAGGUGAUGAGGCGCUGAGUUGUCACGUUCUUCUCACACGACUGGAGGAAAGUAACCAUGAAAAAGAGGGUUCUAAGAAAGAGGAAAAGAAAGACGGACACAGAAAUAUAUCACACAAACCCAAAAAGGAUAAAAACAGUGCAAAAGGAGAAGUAAAGGAUUCAGCUAAAUGCAAGUCAAAGUCAGUAAGUACAAAGCAUGGUGAGUACGCUCACAUCUUUCAACCUCGCAAGCGCCGUCUGGCUUCUCUCAAUGCUGAGGCAGUCAACAGUCUGCUGCUCGAAAGGACUUCUGACCCUCAGCCAGCAGCUAAACAGGCCAUGACACAGGAAGAACCUGCAAAUGGAGUCAGUCCUUUUGAAACGAACCCCGUCAGAACUAAUGCCACUGUCAGCCUAAAGACUUUACGAGGAAUAAAAGGUAAAACAUCUAAAGAUGUUGAGGUUUGCCAAAGUUCCAAGACAACCAAGAAGAGAAAAAAUAACCGUGGGAAUGACUGUAGGGAGCCAAGUCAAGAGAGUCUGUCUGGACGAUUGGCUGGACUCAACGCUGCAGCUUUGCUUAAGCUAACCAGCUCAUCUGCGACUAGCAAACAGAGAUUUAAGUCCCCACCCACAGCUACUGUGACAUCAGACAGUAAACUCCCAGUCCCCGCCUGCUCACCUAAACAGGACCCUAAAGUCAAAGUCAAACAAAAGGGGAGGUCACAGAAGCAGGAGAAAAAAUCCUCCUCCCCCAACAGUGGCUGCACAGCCUGCAAGAAGAAGGCAGACUUUGAGCCUAAGGUGGAGUGGGAGACUGGCACCUGCCCCCACCAACUGACCAAACCAGGAUACCAGUCCCGUAGCAUGUUAGGGUUCCCACUAAAGCAGGUAAAGGAGGAGCAGGUGGAGGCAGAACUGAGCCCAUACUACUGUUGUCCUCCAGAGGGCUCAGUGGAAUACUGCCACCGACUGGCCUUCUACCUGGGCCAGCAACCCUAUGGAGAAUCUAAAGAUCAGUCACUGAACACAGCCAUGACUCCUGUGAAGCGCGAGUGCCUCGUAACCUCUCCGUCUUUGACUCAUUCUCACCCACACACAGCCCUGACUCUCACCCCUCACCCCUGCCUGUGCACUGCUGACCACUGCUUCUCCAGCUACUACGUCCACAUCGCCCACCCGACUCACACUGGAAACUCAUCGCCAGGAAUGGCUUCGCGACCUUUGAACUUUGCCCCUUCCAGUUUGUGCUCCAAUCAGAUGACGGGCUCCAAGCUGCUGGGUUCACAGAUGUCUCACACCUCUGGGCUCGCUCACCCCGCCUACUGCAACUCUGUGGCUUCGCCCUGUUAUGGCGACGCCUGUGCAAUGAAUGGCUUCACCUACAGAACCAUGCCUUCAGUCACCAACAGGGGGUGUUCUUUCAGCACUGGAUGCACUGGGUGUACACACAGCAUCAAAACUGAGAGUUACACCUCUGCUCAGGGCGACCACAACCCUUCUCUCUUGGUUUCUCCUUCUCUCCCCAUCACCAGCUGCCCACUCUCCAGCGUACCCACUUCCACCCAAACUAAACCCCACCUUCUAAACCCUCUGUCAGGGCGAGAACUGACAAGUCAAGUCCCUCAGCCCAAGGCCAGGUUAAAAAUGAACAGGGAAAGUCCUCAAAGCAUCAAGACUUCCAGUGGCUCCCUGUCCACAGGCCGUACGAGGCUGCCUCAUAAACAACCGUCCCCGGUGCCAAGCCUGAUCAGCACCAAACAAAAGAAAGUGAGCCGUAGACGUGCCACUAAUGGUUGGCGGCCGGUCGGAUUGCCAACUGAGAAGGAGGUCUUCAUCGCGGGGGAGGAUGAGACUGCGGUGCGUCAGUGUUAUGAAGGAGUGGAGCGGGAUGGUGAAGUGAUUCGUGUCAGAGACACUGUGCUGCUUCGAUCGGGCCCCAGGAAGAAAUCCCUCCCGUACGUUGCCAAAAUAUCAGCGCUGUGGGAAGACCCCAAAACAGGAGAGCUGAUGAUGAGUCUUUUCUGGUACUACCGACCUGAGCACACCCAGGGGGGCAGAGAUCCCAGCGCACACUGUGAGAAUGAGAUUUUCGCCUCUCGCCAUCAGGAUGAAAAUAGUGUGGCCUGCAUAGAAGACAGAUGUUAUGUUCUCCCACUAGCGCAGUACUGUAGAUUUUGUGCCUUGGUGAAGCGGCGUGCUGAAGGAGCCCAGCCUGGCAGCGCCAGCAUGGUGCCCUGCCGCCCCGAAUUCGCCCCCCCCUCCCACCGAUGCGUGCCCACGGAUGUCGACCCUGAACUGGUUUAUCUUUGCCGACACGUCUAUGACUUCCGCUACGGACGCAUCCUAAAGAACCUGCAGUAGACUGUAGAGCAUGUGGAGCGUCUCAUCACAAAACUCUCCCCCCUGCACGGGAGGGGGAGGCAUGACUGAACGCAGCUUUUCUGCCCUGGACCAUAGUCCAGCGGUCAUAGGAGGGAAAAGGAGAAACUCCAGAGAAGGGGGGCUUGUUUUGGUGAAGAAACGGUGACGCAAAAAAGUUUUUGACACAUCAUGAAGCACAGAUCCCUUUAGUCAACUGCAGAAGUAACAGUGAGUUAGAUUUAACCAUUUCAGUCUGGGCACCACUACGUCCUCGUGUAAUGAAACGAGGAACGAACAUUUGUUUUCUUGGCCUCCAAGACACUCCAUGGUGACAUAGUACGUUGCAUCCUUCCUUCCUUUAUGCUUUCCAGCAAAGGUAAACACAAGGCUGGAUUUUGCUGCUUGCGUCACUAUGCCUUCCCAUAAGCAUCUUAGCACAACAGUCAUGGUGGUUCUGUUCAUGGACCGGUGGAAGUUGAGGCUGCACCAUGUUGCAAAAUGUUGGAUCAGCCAUGGUGUGGCCGCAGCUGAUGCAGGGUGGCGUCUUAUUUUUUUACCUGACCUGAGUUUGUUUCUGUUUGUGAAGGAGAGUGUGUGAGUUAGUGGAUACAUGGACAAACGUGGGGAUGAAUGAUACAUUUUUUAGGAGGCUUUCAGGCAAUCAAACCAAACAAGCAGCUUUGGAGGAAGCGAGGUUUCCUCACCCCGUCAUCUCUGCUGUGUGCCAGAGCGCAAUCACACUGGUGUCGCCAGAGACCGUCUGUGCUACCUAAAAUUACUGUACGUAAAGGGCAGAAGGUGACUCACAUCUUUUCUCACCAAACUCUGCUCCACAGCAGAACCUUUUCAGCUAAGGGGUCAAAAAUGUCUCGCACAAAGUGUCUCCCGGCCUUCCUCCCAAAAAUCGCAAAAUAUCAUAAUAAAAUAAUCAAGAUUAUUUAAAGUGGCCCUUCAAUAACUGUCAAUCUUUAAAUAAAAUUAUUUUAAUUAUUAUUUAAAUGACAUUUUUAUUAAUAUAUAUAUUUUUAACAUUACUUAUUCCUGUGAUUGACUUGCAGCUAGAACUAUGGGCAGCUCUGUAUUUGACUAGUGGUUGGAGGCAAAAUGGAUUCACUCUUUCAUUCCUGUUUUCAAUCAACAGGCUGCUGCCGUGUGGUCAAUAGAGAGGCACAUUAAAAAUGCACUAGUUUAGGGCUGCAACUCAUACAUUUUUAUCGCCUUGCCGUCAUUUUGUUGAUGGAACGCCACAGUGCGAUGAAAAAUGAUUGUUGUUAUAAACUUGAGAACUUGAAAAAAUGUUUUAUUCCAAACCCAAAGAUCAGUUUGUAGAAUCUGAAAACGGACAGAAAAAAAUGCCACAUUAACAUUUGAGACAGACAAACAAUGAUUUGUUGUAGUUCAGAAUAGUUGCAGCUCUGCACUGGUCAAAGUCAGGGUUUGUUUUUUGUUUGUUUGUUGUUUUUUUUUUUGUUUUUUUCUCUCUAGAACAUGACAUUGCGUCCUGAAGUGCCACUUCACGUGGGAAAUGCCUCUCGUACUUCCUUUUACACCCACACAUUUAUGGACUGUCCCGUUUCUGUUUCUCUCCCCUGUAGACAAACCAAAGGAUGUCACACAAGCCACAGCCCCCGUCCCCUCCCUCGUACUCGUAGUUAGCACUUCUGCCCUCGUUCCCUUGUUAUAUUGCACUAAUUCAUUCCUUAAUAACAACAAACAUGUUUGUUUUGUUAUGGCUACUAAUAUUGUCCUGGGGAACAUAGUGUUUAUAGUUUUGUGUGUGUGUGUGUGCGUUAGACAGAGAGAGAGAGAGAGAGAGAGAAACUGAGGGUGUUUGUGUAGAGAGAAGGAAACAGUGAAAAUGUCGUGGCUGCUUCGUCAGUGCAAACAGUGUAUUCGUGUAGAGGAGUUGGCCAGUGUGUUAUUGUAGAGCCUGUUGAAUCCCAUAUAUAUGGUACACAUAUACAGUAUGUAUGCUAUUAGAUUUACUUCGUCUGAAUUGUCAAGCAGCUCUGCCAGACCUAUACUCACACACAGUGACUGUGAUCAGGUUCAACAGAGACUUGAGUGUCAACCCUGUGUACUAAAUCGUGGCCCACAGUCAACUUAUAUCUGCAGCCCACGUGGUCAUCAGGCGUUGCUCAGAGAUUGUGAAACAUCGCAACAACUCUUGGCAACAAAUGCAGCCGAUACUGGUUUCUGAUCAGAGGUGUGUUUCAGUUGAUGGGUGGGCUGUAGGUUCGGGGAGGGUUGAUACUAGAUGGUUUUGUAGUGGGGGUCGGGGGGGGGGGGGGGGUAUUUAACCCUAAUCUCUUAUUGCCUUCUAACCUGCAAGUGUUUUUUUCUGUCAGAAAACAAGUAGUAUUAGAGUGUGUGUAGCUUAAAAGAAAUCCUAAAAGAGGAAUCAGGUGGUUUUUUUAAAGACAUGCUGCUCUAGUUCUGGGUACGCCUCAGCUGUCAGUCAUUUGAUGGAAUAUAGAUUGAAGUCCAGCCAGACUUUUUAUAAGCACAUCUUUAGAAGUAAAAAAAAGCACUUUUGCACAAAAAUACAGCUACUGUGCAACAUGAACCAAUUAUUUUGAGACACCACUGUGAGUGGUCAUCUCAGUUUUGAUGAAAGGACACUCCUAAAGUGGGCAGUGUUAGAAUUCCAAGUACAGCAAUUGGUUCUAAAUGUGUUUUUUUUUAAGUCUUAUAUAUAUAUAUACUGUAUUUUGGCCAGCCCAUAUGAAACUCUUCUUGGGUUAAAUGUUAUUCACCUGGGGCAACUUUUUGCUCCUAGAGCUUUUUGCUCUGAUGCUCUUUACUGCCUGCUCUUAAUCCUGUCCCAUUGGUCAGCUUUGUCCAAAUCCACUUUUAUUAUAAAGGUCCAGCUUCAUGUUGAAGUCUUCCUCUAGCCUCCCAUACCUGAGGUCGGAACCACAGUCUGGAACGGUAUGGACAUGCAAGUCAUGGUUAAACAUCCACAGUGAUGAAGGAACUGCUUCAUGUUGCACAGUAUAUGUAGUGAUAUUUUGAGCAUAUGAGGAAGUAAAUAGCACAGUCUGCUCCUAAAAUAUAUCCUUUUAAACAUCCUUCCUGACUGGACAUUGAUUGAUCACUUCUAACAACUGCACUUGUGUCAAAAACUACCUGAUGUCUCCUUUAGAAAGAGUACCCGACUGCUUUCCUUCACAGCCGAAGCUCUGAUCUUUUUCAAGAACUAUGGCUCCAAAUCCAGAACACAAAAUCAAAUAUUGCUCAUUAGGGUUGAUUUAAAGCCAUUUCCAAGUUCUUCAAAUGUAUAUCUAUAUAACCAUAUAUUUCUCCUACCUAGCGAUUUCUCCUUAUUAAGAAUAUUUUACUAUGUGGAUUUCCUAAGAUGGCAUAUGCAAUAUAUUUUUAGACUAUUUUUGAAAAAAAAAACAAAAAGAGCUUAGCAAAUUUAAGGAAAGAAUAUGCAUCAUUUUUAUUUUUAAUGUUAACUUAUAAACAUCACAGCGGUAAUUGAGAUUUGACCAAAAGACAGACGGAGGAGAGUUGAGCUGUUGUCGCAGCGUAAACAAACAGUCGUAGAGAGUGAUCAGUGGGAAGCUCUCUUCCACGUGACGUGUACAUAUCUGAUCUUUCAGGAAGCACCGGGCACUCUUUACACAAGCCGACCGCCAAUGCACAGUGUAGUAUUUUUGCAAGAGCUGUAAGAAUUAUAUUUAAAGUAAGAAAGAAUAUUUAAAUGGAGUAAACAGUACAAAUAUAUUAAGAUUUCAUUUUAACUUAUUUGGAAAUGAUGUGAUGAAUUAUAUUGUUUUUUUUUUGUUUUGUUUUUAUUUUCCUCUCUGUUUGUAACUUAUGAGUUUAGAGAAUAAAUGAUUGAGUGGUGGUCGACGACAAAGAUGUAAAUGUUGUUUACUUUAUGUUGUUAAUGUGUCGAGCGUCGCGUGGAGCCCAACUACCAUGCUCUGUUAGGGUCAAAGGUCACAGACAGAUCACUGGAACAUUAGGACUGAAAUUGAGACACAUGGGAUUUUGUUUGCUCUCUGGGUCAACCUGACGGAGAAUGGUAAUGUGGUCAACUUCCAUUUUUCUUUCAACAGUUUCAACACUUAUCUUAUACAGUAUGUAUCUGUAAUGUUUCCACACAUCACCUACCAUUAGGAUCAGAUUUCACCAAACUGACAUCAUGUUUUAUCAAAGAAUAGUCCAGCAGCUGAGCUGAAGUUAUUAAUAUAGCAGUGUUUAUCCAGCCAUUUCAACAUCUCAGUUUUUUCCCCCUCUCCAGCUGAACCCCUGCCUUUCUCUCAACAUACAGUAUGUAAUUUUUAAAGUUUGUCACCCAGAGGGCAAGAACCCUGUGUGUGUGUCACAUCCACAUUCCACUGCUGAUCAACACUUUGCUUUACUCAUUCCAUGGCCUUGCUUCAUUGUCUUUUGGCCACUGAGUGAGAACUUCCUGUACGAGGAGGUCGUGAGAGCUGAGGGAGGAGCUCAACAUGAGUCACCGUCCCCAGUGCAGACCAGCCCUGGUUAAAGUGUAGACUACACUGAAUGCUGUCAUUUAUCUCACUCCUAUUUCAGUAACAGUGGCAUCUUUGGUUACCAUGAGAACUGGGCCUGGUCAUCACUUCAGAGACAGUAACCUCUCUGUGUUAAUAUUCAGUGGCAGGAAGUGAAGUGAGUUCACCUUUUGAGUCACAUCAAAUUAAAAGCACCUGAUUAAGAUAUUUUGAUAUAUUUGGAAAAAUGAGAGGAUAUAUGCUAAAAAAAAAAAAAUUAAAAAAAGAUAUUUUUGGAGUAGAGAAGCAAUGUGUAUCAGAUUAUCGUCACUUUGUUAUGCCCUGAAAAUUGCUUGGAUUUUUUAAGAGUUACAAUAACAUCCCUACUGAUUUAAUGUUCCAUUGAAAAAAAAAACUAUUUAUAAAUUUGAAGUCCUUUGUGAAAA